Molecule: messenger RNA, 3468 nt
Organism: Lytechinus variegatus (green sea urchin)
Lineage: Eukaryota; Metazoa; Echinodermata; Echinoidea; Temnopleuroida; Toxopneustidae
Product: PHD finger protein 14-like
Exons: 18
Coding region: 83-2128 (681 amino acids)
Biological process (GO): regulation of transcription by RNA polymerase II
Source: RefSeq, a predicted model, not a curated record
UGCUAAGCUCGGUCGCGUUGCGUGAAUCAACUACAUGUUGUAUCAAAUAAGAAAGGCAUAGGCCUAAUUUAAUCAGAGGAAGAUGGAAGACCCCGAGACAAAUGGAUCUAAUGAAGAGCCAGAGCAAGUACAAUUCCUGUACAAGGCAAUGUACCAAAGAGACCCACAAAAGAGAAGAGUCAAACCAGUUGAUCAUCAUCUCCUGCAGUUAGACUUUGGUCUGAGUGACAGUGACAGUGAUAGUGACUUUGAAGUGAAAGGAGAUCAUGAAAGUGAUUCUGGAGGAUCUCAUGGGGAUGGAGGUGUUGGUAGCAGUGAUGAUGACAAUGAUGAUGGUGAUGAGGAUGAGAGUGAUGAAGGGAGUGGAAGCAGCCUGGACAGAGGAUCAUCAGACAGUGAGACUGAGGCAAAGCUUACGGUUGAUCAAAUGAUUGCAAAGGCUAAGAGAUUUAAAGGUCACUCUCAGUCGCCAAACUCAUCUGGUGACAAAUUGAAAAUAGUAAUUUGCUGUGUGUGUCUCGGAGAGAAUAGUGAAGACACAGAUGAGAUUGUAGAAUGUGACAUGUGUGGAGUCCCAGUCCAUGAAGGUUGUUAUGGUGAGAGCCAAAGUGAUGCAGAUUCGACAUCCAGCAAUCAGACUUCUAGCUCCACAGAGCCGUGGUUCUGUGAUCCAUGUAAAGCAGGAAUCCUUAAUCCGACCUGUGAGUUAUGUCCUAAUCUUGGAGGUGCAUUCAAGGAAACAGAUGCUGGGAGGUGGGUACAUGUUGUUUGUGCCUUGUACGUUCCUGGGGUUGCAUUUUCUGAUGUUGCCAAGCUGAGAUGGGUCACACUUUCUGAGAUGGCUCCAGCAAAGUGGGGAGCAAAGUCAUGCAGCUACUGUGAAGAUGAGAGGUUUAGUCAAACAGGAGUAGCUAUCAGCUGUGAUGCAGGAAUGUGUAGAAACUUCUUUCAUGUUACAUGUGGUCAGAGAGAAGGAUUGUUAUCAGAGGCUUCAAUUGAUGAGGCGAUAGCAGACCCAUUCUACGCUUACUGCAAGCUUCAUGUUGAGAAGGGCAUCCGUCGUUACAAGCGUCAGAACUGGCUUGCUAUCCAAUCCAAUCAGAAGCAAGCAAGCUCAGUCAAUCAGCGUUUGGCUGCCCUGCCCGAUCGAGUACAUGCAAAAUUUCUCAGAUUCCAAGACCAGUACAAGGCUAUGAGAAGGUUGAAGCCAGAUCCUUGGAUACCCCCAGAGAAGGUUCCCCGGGCCCUGACCACCAGCGCGUCAGCCUGUAGGCGUCUCAUGCGGAAGGCAGAACUGAUGGGCUUUACUGUUGACAGCAUGAGGGCUGCUCACGUGAGACACAAGAGUAGUCAGCAGGUCAGCAGAAAGUGGCAUAUCCCUCCAGCAUUCUCUGCAGAGUUUGUCAAUUACUGCAUUGAUCGAGAUGAGAGGAUGAAUACCUUUAAGUCUCGUCUCAAUGAUUUGAUGAAGCAGAAUGAGAAGCUUCAAUCUCUUGAAAGUCAGUUACGCACCAAGUAUGAUCGGCUUUCUGUGCAAGUAGCAGAGCUACGGUCUUCUCAAGCCGAGAGCCGUAGUGAUGUGGAAACCAUGUGGAAGACAUUGGGAACACUGGCAGGAAAGAAGUUGCAGCAACCUCAAGUCCUGAGCCUACCACGAAUUCGAAAGACACCACCUAAGAGAGAAGAAAAAGAAGAGCUGAAAUCUCCAGGAGUUAUUCAUCUGUGUGGUAUUUGUGAACAGUCCCAUGACCAGCAUCUUCUGGUGCUAUGUGAUAUCUGCAAGAAAUACUACCACAUGGGAUGUUUGGACCCACCCCUGACACGCCUACCAAAGAAGAGUGCUUUCAGUGUCUGGCAAUGUUCAGAGUGUGUAAGCAGUAGCAGUGAUGAAAGUGAGGGAGAAGAAAGUAAGGAAGUGGAAGAGGAGCCAAGACGCAAGAGACGUAUCAUCAAGGAGCCUCUCAAGUUUACCACUCAGUAUACAGACUUUCCGACUACCAAAAGGGUCACCAAACCAAAGGGAAAAGCAAAUAGCAGGACAGCAGCAAAAAGGAAACAACUCAACAUGGAUAACAAUGAUGAUGUACAGCCUGAACCAACUUCAAAGGCAAGGAGAAAGUCAAGAUGAUGAACUGAAGCAUAGGCUGAGAUUAAUGAUGAUCAAGCAUACAGGUAAUAGUGGCAUAAUAAAGAAAGUGUUCAUUGGCAGCACCAGGGUAUUUUGUUAUGGGCAAUGAGAAGCCCCAGAGGUUAAUAUGAAGUAUUUGUUAUUAUUGAAUAUAGGGGUAUUGUAUUCUUACACACAACAGAUCCAGGUGUUUCCCCAUUGGACUUAGACUCUGUAACACAAAGAUUAGCAAUCAAUCGAUAAAUGGCAGAGAGAGAGAGAAAUCCUUGGCUUUAUUGGCUGAGAAGUCAUCAUUUUACUGUAGUAACUGUUUUUCUAUUGCAACUUACGGAAACAGGUAUACUUUUUUGUAAUCCAAGUCCCUGACAUUGCCAACUUAUAGUUUUCAGAUUAAAAGCUUCUUUUGAUUUUGGUUAAUCCCCCUAAAAGUGUUGGCCACUCUUCAAAUUAUUUACAUUAUAAUUAUGAUGUAGAUGAUGUGAUGUAAAAAUUUGUUUGGAUGUACAUGUAAUUUUAUGUGAAAGUGUCUUCUUGAAAAUGUCCGUACAAAAUAAGGAUGAUGAUUGUAAAUCAAAGAAAAUGGAUGGAAUACAUGGAAAUGGCUGUUGGAGAUGGAAAAAGGAUCACUUCAGGAUGAAAAUCAUUGAAAAUCACUUAAGAAUAACACUAUAGCAUAAACGUUUUUUGAUAAAUAAAAAUGUAAUCCCAAAAAUGAUUACUUUUAAGAUGGAGUGUAGAAGGAAGUAAACUUGCAACCUAAUAGUAUGCUACCCAUCUCUAAUUAGGCUUGAUUCCUGUGGUACCUGUGUGUAUCAUGGCAUGAUGUCUACCACCACCACUGUAGUGCACAUAGGAUAGGAGCAUAUCCUGACCAAAAUAAGUCUGAUUGUUAUUGUUCUGCUGUAUUCAUAGUACCAAUACCGAAGAGGCUGUCUAAUAGGAUGUUUAUAUUCAGUGGUGCAUAAUAUACUCUAGCAAAUGUAGAGAAAUUGUUUUUAGCACCUUUGAUCUCAAGUCAUCAUAGUAAAUGCUCCCUGUUAUAAAUGAGAAUUGCUCUAUGUGUCUCCAUGUGUACAAUGUCUAUAGGAAAAGUUCCAAUAGACAGGCCCUGUGAAUUGGAAUUCAUAAUUUUCUCCAAAAAGGCAAUUUAAAAAAAAAAUAGAUAAUCAUAACUCAUACCUGUACGAGACCAUUUAUAAUACAUGGAAAGUAUAACAAAGUUCAGGAUGUAGUCACUGUUUGUAGCUUUGUGACAGGAAAUCACUUCACAUCUAGGACAAGUGUUUAGGAGGCCAUUUAAAAAAAAUAGAAUCAUUAGUAAGAUAGGAUGCUUGAAAUCC